Molecule: messenger RNA, 3624 nt
Organism: Aricia agestis (brown argus)
Lineage: Eukaryota; Metazoa; Arthropoda; Insecta; Lepidoptera; Lycaenidae
Gene: Asator
Product: tau-tubulin kinase homolog Asator
Exons: 28
Coding region: 304-3525 (1073 amino acids)
Biological process (GO): peptidyl-serine phosphorylation; signal transduction
Cellular component (GO): nucleus; cytoplasm
Molecular function (GO): ATP binding; protein serine/threonine kinase activity
Source: RefSeq, a predicted model, not a curated record
CAGAUUUACUUUCGCGCGAUCAUACAAUAAUUCUGAUUUCUGUUGUGUACAGACGUGUGCGAACUGCGCGCGGGACGCCCGCCGCGCCGGUUCGGCUAAAAAUACUGUGUGUGUGUGUGUUUGUUGACAAUGAUAUUAAAUUGGUAAAUAAACACAUACCUAACAUGAACAGAGAAGAUCUCGAAAGAUGUGUAACAUGCUUUUAUAAAUACGCACUGUGCUUUGAAUGUUGAUUUGAAAAAAAAACUAAGUAUGGUAAAAGGAGAAUAAGUUAAAAAAUAAGAGACACAGAACGAACGAACCAUGUCGCUGCUGGCGCCAAGGAGAGUCGAACUGGAGUGGUCCCAUAAGUUGCCAUGGGAGCAGGAGCCGGGGUGCGACAGGGAGGAGUCUUUCAAGAAGGCGGCACCCAACCAGUCCAACCAGUCAGAGUCAUCGUCGUCGUCUGCAGACACCCAUUCCCAAGGCUCCGGAUCAGCGGCCGCGCCCGCGCCCCGCCCUAAGCGAAAUGAGCCACAGAGAGAGGAGCGGCGGCCUGAAGUCGCCAGCGCUCCGAGAAUCCAAACAAACCCAUUAUUGAGGUCGCGAACCCUCCCCAACUUCGGCGGGCGGUCGAAGGAGGCGUCCCGGUGCGACACCUCGCGGCGCGCGCAGCCCAUCACCAUGGCGACGGAGGACCUGCUGCAGCCCGGACACGUCGUUAAGGAGAGAUGGAAGGUGGUGAAGAAGAUCGGCGGCGGGGGUUUCGGCGAGAUCUACGAGGGUCUAGACCUGGUGACGCAGGAGAGCGUGGCUCUGAAGGUGGAGUCCGCGCGCCAGCCCAAACAGGUGCUCAAGAUGGAGGUCGCCGUGCUCAAGAAGCUGCAAGGCAAGGAGCACAUCUGCCGAUUCAUCGGUUGCGGGCGAAACGCGCGGUUCAACUACGUGGUGAUGCAGCUGCAGGGCCGCAACCUCGCCGAGCUGCGGCGCGCGCAGCCCCGCGGCGCCUUCUCGCUCUCCACCACGCUCAGGCUCGGUAUGCAAAUACUCAAGGCGAUUGACUCAAUACACGCCGUCGGAUUCCUACAUAGAGAUAUCAAACCGAGUAACUUCAGCAUCGGCCGCCUGCCGACGACGUGUCGGCGCGUGUACAUGCUGGACUUCGGUCUGGCACGACAGUACACCACCGGCAGCGGCCAGGUGCGAGCGCCGCGUAAUGCUGCUGGUUUCAGAGGCACGGUGCGCUACGCGUCGAUCAACGCUCACAAGAACAAGGAGAUGGGGCGACACGACGACCUGUGGUCGCUCUUCUACAUGCUGGUCGAGUUCGUCAACGGCCAGCUGCCCUGGAGAAAGAUCAAGGACAAGGAACAGGUGGGCGUAAUGAAAGAGAAGUACGAUCAUCGGCUGCUUCUCAAGCACCUACCGUCGGAGUUGCGGCAGUUUCUAGAACACGUGCAAUCCCUGGAGUACGCCGACACGCCCGACUACACCAUGUUGCACGCGCUGCUCGAGCGCUGCUGCAAGCGCCGUGGCAUCCGUGACUCCGAUCCCUAUGAUUGGGAGAAGGAGCAGCCUGUGUCUUCUCGGCCGCGAGUAGCACUUACCACGGGCGCAGCGGAGCACCAGCCCUCACCAGAUCACCAAGCUGAAAGGUCGCGGCGACGGCUCGAGACGGACGCAGGGACGGCGGGCACGGUGGCGCUCGCGACUGACACGCACGCACUGACGCCCGCAGCGCGCCGCACGCCCGCGUCGCCCAGACACGCCAACCACCAUAAUGGAUAUUCUAAUCCGGAGAAACAAACGGAAAAAGAGCCAGAGACUAGGACGACGCCGGUGCCGUCGCCUGAUAGACACGCUAAGGAGACGAGUACAUCUGCGGUGACAGGCACUACGGGCACGCAGCGCCAGAGUGUCCCGCCCUGCAAGCCGCGCGCCCCCGCUCCCGGUGGUGGUCCGACGCUGCUGCGGCUGCGCGUGGUGACGGCGCCGCCCACCUGCGUGCAGGAGCUCGCACCCGCCACGCCCUCUAUCACAGGAGACCCCAACAGUCCACGUAUAGUUGCUGAUGUGGACAGUGUUCACUCCGACACGCACUUUAAGAGAGGAACUCGGCGCACGGGCCGUAACCGCGCUGACCAGAGUUUCACACAGUUUGCUGUCAUGGACGACGAAAAUGUCUCCGCUUUGCAGCAGGUGACAAAAGGUGGAGCGUUGACGUUGGUGUCGCUGUGGAAAUCGCAGUUCGAUGACUCGGAAGAGACGACCGACAACGAGUGGAAGCAAGAGCAGCUACAGUCAAAACACGUGCAGUCCCCGGAGCACCGCGCGCGCGUGUCCGCACUGUCGUCGUGCUCGCACGCGGCGCGCACGCAGCUGCCCGCGCCGCAGCAGCACUCGCAGCAGACGCAGCACUCCCAACAGACUGUUGAUUCGCAGGAGCCACAGCGCACGGAACCGCAGCAGAUUGAGACGGAGAAGCCAAAAUCGGAGAAGUCGUCGCCGGCGCGCGCCCGCAAGUGUUGCCUGCACAACGCCGGCAUCGACGCCUUCCCCAAGCUGCAGCCUGCGCUGCCGCGCUGCUGGACGCUGCCUGCUAUCGGCUGCCGCGUCCGGGAGCUGCGGCCGCCGCUGCUGCAGCAGGCGUCGUUCGACGAGGGCGGAGGCGGCGCGCUGCGGUACUCGCUCGACGUCAUGCGCGGCGUCGCCGCCCGCCUGCGACCCGAGACGCCGCCGCGCCCGCGCGCCCGCUCGCUGCCCAGUAUAUCCCGGUCGUCAUCGAGCGAGUCGCCGCCGCCGGCCGCCGCGCCGCCGCCCGCAGAGACCACGGUGUCCAGCCGCCUCGAGAUCCGCGUGCGACCCCCCGACACCGCCUCGCCGAUGCACUCCGCGGCCGUGAAGAUCCACUCAGUGGUGAGCGGCGAGCCGCCGGCGCCGCGCAACCACGAGGACGCGUCCGUGUACUACGACGCCACGGAACAUCACAGAGACAAGCGGUCGUCGACUCGCAGCGGCGAGAAGAGCCAGAGUCCCGCCGUGGAGCGGACCCGCCUCGACGCCAUACCAGACAGGAGCUCGUCAGCGGUGCGGCAAUCCGAAGGCAGCGGCGGCGGCGACGGCUCGCUACGAGACCGAUCAUCGGGCAGCGGUUCCCGCAUCCCGGUCGCGCGUCUCGGCGGCGGGGGCGGCGAGGUGCGUCUGGCGAAGUGCGCGUCGUGGGCCGGCGACCGCGCGCCCGACGCCGCGGAGCUCACUCCCGCGCUGCGCCGCCGCCGACAGAACGCCGACAAGUACGCCGCCGACCCGGCGCGAGACCUCAACCUGCGGUUCGCGAGACCGCGCACGCGCACCCCGCACGCGCAGCACCCGCCCAGGUUGUGUUCAGCGAGGCGAGAAGUGACUGUUGACUGUCGCCGCGGCCGGCGCCGCAAGUUUUGUUAUCGAGUUGACCUCGGCCCGUGCGGUUGUGCGAUGUUUGUAUACGUAAAAUACGUAACACGUAUACGCCAAGUGCAUACAUGUGCGUAUGCUGUACGUAACUAGCACGUAAAAGUAUGCAAGAUCUGCAAUCUAUACUCUUUGAUGACGAAAGUUUUUGUGGUAUGAUAUUAUGCUACGUGUUUAUGAAUUAUAAGUUUGGGU